Aspergillus ibericus CBS 121593 is the source of this 1137-nucleotide messenger RNA. Its product is annotated as zinc-binding alcohol dehydrogenase family protein. Bases 82 to 1137 code for a protein of 351 amino acids. The transcript is spliced from 2 exons. NCBI's taxonomy places the organism in Eukaryota, Fungi, Ascomycota, Eurotiomycetes, Eurotiales, Aspergillaceae. Gene Ontology annotation, molecular function: oxidoreductase activity, acting on NAD(P)H. The record is from RefSeq and is a predicted model, not a curated record.
AAACAAUCACAACUCUACUAUGAGUGUCCCAUCCCAACACAACAGCCCUUUCACAUUCAAGAUCUUCCCAAGUUCCCAACCAUGCAAUCCACCCAAUCAGCAGUCAUCACCCUCUCGCUAGGCCACGCCAGCUUCAUCACCACCCAACCCAUCCCCACCCCCCGCCACGAUGAAAUCCUCGUCCGCACCGCCGCGGUAGCCCUAAACCCGAUCGACUGGAUGCUUCUCGGCAGCACCCCAUCGCCCAACGCAGUCAUGGGCCAUGACUACGCCGGCACCGUUGUCGAAGUGGGAGAAUCCGUCCGGGAGAGGUUCCAAGUCGGAGAUCGCGUCUGUGGUCUCGUUAAGGGGGCCAACCGGACCCGGACCGAAAGCGGUACUUUUGCAGAGUAUAUUGUAGCCAAAGCGGCGAUUCAGGUUCCCAUUCCUCAGGGUGUCAGUUUCGAGGAUGCGGCUACGGUGGGCGUUGGAGCUAUGGCCGCCGGACAGUGUCUUUUUGGGCCCUCUUGUCUGGAUUUGCCGUGGCCGGAAGAUUAUCAGUUUGAAAAGCGCCGGGAGUCGAUUCUGAUUUAUGGUGGAAGUACAGCGUCGGGAAGUUGGUUGAUUCAGGUUGCGAAAUUGGCUGGAUACACCGUCCUCACCACCUGCUCGCCAAAGAACUUCAACCUAGUGCGUACGUACGGCGCCGAUGAGGUAUUCAAUUAUCACGACCCGCGAUGCGCUCAACAGAUCCGAGAAUAUACCAACAACAGCGUCAGAAUCGUUUGUGAUGCCGUAUCAACAUCAGAGUCAGUACGGAUUUGCGAAGAAGCUAUCGGCACCGAAGGAGGGCGAUAUCAUUCCUUACUCCCGGCACAAGUGAACCGUUCGGAUGUACAGGCGACUUUUAUUAAUUGCUGUGUCGCUAUUGGGGAAUCGUUUGAAUAUGGCCCCGAUUGCAUGGUUAUUCCCAGAGUGCCGGAGGAAUUUGAAUUCGCGAAGAGAUGGGCGCGGCUACUAGGUACUCUUUGGGCUCAAGGGAAAGUUAGACCAUUGGCUGUUGAGAAGCGUGGUGGGGGGUUGAAGGGGGUUCUUGAUGGAUUGGAGGAUUUGAAGAAUGGAGCAGUGAGCGCUCGAAAGCUGGUGUAUUUAGUGUGA